Molecule: messenger RNA, 1737 nt
Organism: Cetraspora pellucida
Lineage: Eukaryota; Fungi; Glomeromycota; Glomeromycetes; Diversisporales; Gigasporaceae
Source: the annotation of a GenBank genome assembly
AUGGAGUUUAAAAGCCAUAGUUUCUACGUAACUGCAAUAUCAAAAUUUGCAAAACGUCCCUAUCAUCAAUACUUUAAAAAUAAAGAAAUAACUUCUUGGAACUUGUACGACUUUUUACUUUAUAGAUUCAAACAACGUGAUUUUAAUAUCGAUUCACGGAUGGAAAGUGGAUAUUAUCUGAGUUUUCUAGAAUAUUUUAAAAAUGAACAUAGUGAAGAAAGCGAAUUUCUCAUAAAGGAAUAUAAGAAUUGCGUGACAACAACAAAAAUAAAGAUCUGGUGGGAUGUUAUCUCCGGAAAUGAUGUAGAAGAACUUCAAUUGGCGAUUGAUACAGCAUUGAACUUAAAAGAUAAUUAUUGUCAAACUGAGUGUGUAAAGAAUGAGAAGGUUCCAUUAUCAAACAGAUUGGAUCUUUAUGAAAUAUUUAUAGAUCGAAUAAAUUCAAUAGAUGAUGACGAUAUCAAUCCUAUUAAAAGUAGCAUUAUUUGCGUUUACAAUUUCGACUUUCGGCUAAAAAAAAAAUUAUCUAAGGAGGAUUUGGACCGUCUAUCGGAAAAAUUACCCUUUGCUGUCAACCACCUUAACGAUUCAUACGUUAAGAAAUAUAUUGAUGAUAUUUUAGCCUGGUAUACAGAUUUAAACACCGCACCACUGCGAAUUAAUUCAAAAAAGCCGGAAAUUUCUCCAAAUUGCAGCUAUGAAGAAAAAAUACAAUGUAAAAUAUAUCAAACCAUAUUGAACCAUAUGGAGCAAUCAAUUUGGUUAAAUUCUUACAAAGUGGAUAGAAUUAGUGAACAACAAUAUACAGCUGAUACAAUCUAUAGCUUUAUUUUCAAAUCCUUAACGCAUAUUAAUGAUAAACUUUAUACAUUUUUUGGAGAAAUAACGUCAAUCGGAUCUUCGCAAAGAAAACGGAUUUAUAAAUUGCUUGGGUUAAAUAAGAAAAAAAGUGUAAUUGGUCGUCGUUGUGAUUUGCUUUUAUGUGACCAAUAUGACUAUGUACAUUUAGUUGGUGAAGUAAGCGGGCCACCUUUGAAAAAACUUCCUAACAAGGAAAGAUUCGACCUUGGUAGAAACAAUCGCAAUGCGAAGGAUGAAAAGAGCCUUUGUGAAUUGGCUAUAGUGGCAGAAUUCGGACCAAUUCUGGAUGAAUCAGACUUAAAUAUUUUAUUAAAUGAAUUAUAUGUAUUUAUGAUUCAAGUAAAACAAACAUCCGUAUUGGACCAUAUGAUGCAUAAAGUCUAUCGUUCAAGACUCUUAAAUAAGGCUGAAAUUCCCCUGGAGAAAAAGAACAUUGAUAAAGUUGACUUUUUACAAUUUUUAUUUACUAUUUACGAACUGAUUAUCUUUGUUGCUGAAAAUUUUAACAAAUUAGAAAAAUUAAUGAAUGAACUUUCAAGAAAAAAGCAAGAGUGGAUAGCCAAAAACGUUAACGUUGAUUUUGAUACCUUGAAAAUAAGCGAAGCAGCAAAAAAACUGGUGCUUUCACAAGCAAUUACCACAUCAACUCCGUCAUCAUCACCAAGUGACAAUUCGACUGGUUCUCCAAAAGAAUCAAUAGUUAACCUACUGGAUUUUUUUAUAACACCAUUACGGGCUAAGGAAACCCUGAGGGAAAUGAAUUCUUUAUUUUCAAAGGAACAAGUUUUUGCCAUAGAUAAUACUAUUCUUCUUACGCCUGAACGAAUGCCAAUGAGCACUUAUGAUGACGAUUUAAUUUCUGACAUUCAAAUUUAA